ACCACAACUGCAGCACCUACCACGACAACUACAACACCUACUACGACAACCACAGCACCUACUACGACAACCACAACUGUACCUCCUACGACAACCACAACUCCAACAACUGUAGCUCAUAUGACCCCCACAACUGCAGCACCUACAACAACUGAAGCUCCUACGAUAACCACAACUGCAGCACCUACUACGACAACUACAACCGAAGCUGCUACGACAACGACGACUUCAGCGCCUACUACAACAACUACAACACCUACAAUACCAACUACGACAACCACAACACCUACGACGACAACCACAACUGUAGCUCCUAUGACAACCACAACUGCAGCUCCAACUACAACAACUGUAGCUCCUACGACCACCACAACUGCAGCACCUACUACAACAACUACAACACCUACUACGACAACCACAACACCUACUACGGCAACCACAACACCUACUACGACAACCACAACUGCAGCUCCAACUACAACAACUGUAGCUCCUACGAACCCCACAACUGCAGCACCUACAACGACAACUGUAGCUCCUACGACCACAACUGCAGCACCUACUUCAACAACUACAACUGCAGCACCUACUACGACAACUACAACACCUACUACGACAACCACAACACCUACUAUGACAACCACAACUGAAGCUCCUACGACCACCACAACUGCAGCACCUACUACAACAACUGUAGCUCCUACGACCACCACAACUGCAGCACCUACUACGACAACUACAACACCUACUACGACAACCACAGCACCUACUACGACAACCACAACUGUACCUCCUACGACCACCACAACUGCAGCACCUACUACGACAACCACAACCGAAUCUGCUACGACAACCACGACUUCAGCGCCUACUACGACAACUACAACAGCUACAUUACCUACUACGACAACCACAACACCUACUACGACAACCACAACUGCAGCUCCAACUACAACAACUGUAGCUCCUACGACCACCACAACUGCAGCACCUAGUUCAACAACUACAACUGAAGCUCCUACGAUAACCACAACUGCAGCACCUACUACGACAACUACAACUGAAGCUGCUACAACAUCUAUAGCUCCUACGACCACCACAACUGCAGCUCCAACUACAACUGUAGCUCCUAUGACCACCACAACUGCAACACCUACUACGACAACUACAACACCUACCACGACAACCACAGCACCAACUACGACAACCACAACUGUACCUCCUUCGACAACCACAACUCCAACUACAACAACUGUAGCUCCUAUGACCCCCACAACUGCAGCACCUACAACUACAACUGAAGCUCCUAUGAUAACCACAACUGCAGCACCUACUACGACAACUACAACACCUACUACAACCACAACACCUACUACGACGACCACAACACCUACUACGACAACCACAACACCUACUACGACAACCACAACACCUACCACAACACCUAUUACGACAACCACAACUGUAGCUCCUACAACAACCACAACUGCAGCUCCAACUACAACAACUGUAGCUCCUACGACCACCACAACAGCAGCACCUACUACAACAACUACAACACCUACUACGGCAACCACAACACCUACUACGGCAACCACAACACCUACUACGACAACCACAACACCUACCACAACACCUAUUACGACAACCACAACUGUAGCUCCUACAACAACCACAACUGCAGCUCCAACUACAACAACUGUAGCUCCUACGAACCCCACAACUGCAGCACCUACAACGACAACUGUAGCUCCUACGACCACAACUGCAGCACCUACUUCAACAACUACAACUGCAGCACCUACAACGACAACUGUAGCUCCUACGACCACAACUUCAGCACCUACUACGACAACUACAACACCUACUACGACAACCACAACUGUAGCUCCUACGACAACCACAACUGCAGCUCCAACUACAACAACUGAAGCUCCAACGACCACCACAACUGCCGCACCUACUACAACACCUAUUACGACAACCACAACUGUAGCUCCUACAACAACCACAACUGCAGCUCCAACUACAACAACUGUAGCUCCUACGAACCCCACAACUGCAGCACCUACAACGACAACUGUAGCUCCUACGACCACAACUGCAGCACCUACUUCAACAACUACAACUGCAGCACCUACAACGACAACUGUAGCUCCUACGACCACAACUUCAGCACCUACUACGACAACUACAACACCUACUACGACAACCACAACUGUAGCUCCUACGACAACCACAACUGCAGCUCCAACUACAACAACUGAAGCUCCAACGACCACCACAACUGCCGCACCUACUACAACACCUACUACGACAACCACAGCACCUACUACGACAACCACAACUGUACCUCCUACGACAACCACAACUGCAGCUCCAACUACAACAACUGUAACUCCUACGACCACCACAACUGCAGCACCUACUACGACAACCACAACCGAAGCUGCUACGACAACCACAACUUCAGCGCCUACUACGACAACUACAACAGCUACAUUACCUACUACGACAACCACAACACCUACUACGACAACCACAACUGCAGCACCUAGUUCAACAACUACAACUGAAGCUGCUACAACAUCUAUAGCUCCUACGACCACCACAACUGCAGCUCCAACUACAACUGUAGCUCCUAUGACCACCACAACUGCAACACCUACUACGACAACUACAACACCUACCACAGCACCAACUACGACAACCACAACUCUACCUCCUUCGACAACCACAACUCCAACUACAACAACUAUCCCACGACCACUACAACAGAACUCCUAUGACAACCACAACUGCAGCUCCAACUACAACAACAGUAGCUCCUACGACCACCACAACUGCAUCACCUACUACGACAACCACAAAUCACCUACUACUACCGAAGCUGCUACGACAACCACGAUUUCAGCGCCUACUACGACAACUACAACACCUACUACGACAACCACAACACCUACUACGACAACAACUGCAGCUCCAACUUCGACAACUGUAGCUCCAACGACAACCACAACUGCAGCUCCAACUACGACAACCACAACACCUACUACGACAUCCACAACUCCAACAACUGUAGCUCCUACUACCCCCACAACUGCAGCACCUACAACGACAACUGUAGCUCCUACUACCACAACUACACCACCUACUUCGACAACCGCUGCAGCAUCUGCUAAAAUAACUACAACGGAUGCUCCUACGACAACAUCUGUAGCUCCUAUGACCACUACAACUGCAGCACCUACUACAACAACUACAACCGAAGCUGGUACGACAACUACAACACCUACUACGACAACCACAACACCUAUUACGACAACCACAACACCUAUUACGACAACCACAACUGUAGCUCCUACGACAACCACAACUGCAGCUCCAACUUCAACAACUGUAGCUCCUACGACCACCACAACUGCAGCACCUACUACGACAACUACAACACCUACUACGACAACUACAACACCUACUACGACAACCACAACACCUACUACGACAACUGCAGCUCCAACUACAACAACUGUAGCUCCAACGACCCCCACAACUGCAGCAUCUACAACGACAACUGUAGCUCCUACGACCACAACUACACCACCUACUUCGACAACCGCUGCAGCAUCUGCUAAAAUAACUACAACUGAUACUCCUACGACAACAUCUGUAGCUCUUAUGACCACUACAACUGCAGCACCUACUUCGACAACUAAAACUGCAGCACCUACUACGACAACUACAACCGAAACUGCUACGACAACCACGACUUCAGCGCCUACUACGACAACUACAACACCUACUACGACAACCACAACACCUACUACGACAACCACAACACCUACUAUGACAACAACUGCAGCUCAAACUACAACAACUGUAGCUCCAACGACCCCCACAACUGCAGCACCUACAACGACAACUGAAGCUCCUACGACCACAACUACAACUGCAGCUCCAACUACAACAUCUGUAGCUCCUAUGACCACUACAACUGCAGCACCUACUUCAACAACUACAAAUGCAGUUAAUACAACAACCACAACUGCAGCUCCUACUACAACAACUUUAGAUAUUUCGACCACAACAGCAGCAGCACCUCCUACGACAACUACAUCUGCAGCACCUACUACAACAAUUACAACUGAAGCACCUACAAUGACAACUGUAGCUCCUAUGACCACUACAACUGCAGCACCUACUUCAACAACUACAAAUGCAGUUAAUACAACAACCACAACUGCAGCUCCUACUACAACAACUUUAGAUCUUUCGACCACAACAGCAGCAGCACCUACAACGACAACUGAAGCUCUUACAAUAACCACAACACCUCCUAAGACCAUUACAACAGCAGCACCUAUAACAACUUUAGCUUCUUCGAAAACAACUAUAUAUCCUACCACCACUACAACUGCAGCAACUACUUCGACAAUCACUACAGCUCCAGCUACAACAUCUUUAGCUCCUACGACCACUACAACUGCAGAACCUACUUCGACAAUCACUACAGCUCCUACUUCAAAAACCCCUGCAGCUCCUACUUCAAAAACCACUGCAGCUCCUACUUUAACAACAACUGCAGCUCUUACAACCUCUGCAGCAGCACACCACAAAAGCUGCUAUGACAAUCAAUUCAGCUCUUACUACAACAACCAUUGGUCCUACCACCCCUACAACUGCAGCAUCUACUACGACAACAACUGCAGCUUUUACGAAGACCCCAAUUGCAGCUCCUACGAUAACUGCAGCUCCUACAACUGCAGCUCCAACAACUGCGGCUCCUAA
Oncorhynchus kisutch (coho salmon) is the source of this 4785-nucleotide messenger RNA. Its product is annotated as mucin-2-like. The annotation marks the transcript as partial. The transcript has 5 exons. Lineage: Eukaryota; Metazoa; Chordata; Actinopteri; Salmoniformes; Salmonidae. The record is from RefSeq and is a predicted model, not a curated record.